Messenger RNA from Penicillium taxi, 3339 nucleotides. RefSeq lists its product as uncharacterized. Lineage: Eukaryota; Fungi; Ascomycota; Eurotiomycetes; Eurotiales; Aspergillaceae. The record is from RefSeq and is a predicted model, not a curated record. The transcript is spliced from 3 exons. Bases 1 to 3339 code for a protein of 1112 amino acids.
AUGUCUCUCAAUGGGCUAGAUAAUCCAGUCGUUCUUGAAGCCUACCAGACUGCCUUGACUGAUGCCGGUGGAUGGUUCAUUCUACAUUACAUUUCAAGAGAUGAGGUUGACCUGCUUGAUCGAGGCACUGGCGGCGUAUCCGAGGUGCGCAAUGCCAUUGACAAGUAUGAGGAGAUCUCCCCACUUUACGGCUUCCUACAGUACCGACGGAGAAAGGUGAUUAUUCGUUAUAUGCCGGAGGGCCUUUCUCGUCUAAUUCUCGCCCGGAGUAAUGUUCAGUUCCAAUCCGUCCUUGACAAAUUCAGCCCGAACGACACUAUCCUCCCCAUAAGUCAAGCCUCCGACCUGAGUGAAAGUGCUCUUUCCUCAGCAUGUCUCCUCCAUACCGCCUCGAUUUCAAUGAGCUCUUCCACUGGCUCCCUUCGUCGUAAAAGACUCAUGGAGAUCACCGAAGAUGCGGAAGAGGGCGGCACAAAGGAGGAUGUCAAAGAAAAGCCGCAACUACAACUACAAUCGCAAUUCCCAUCCGUUCCUCAGUCCUCUAGUGACGAGAUCAGGCAGAGAUCUAACAGUCAGCGAUCAGAGGCAACCAUUGUGCCUUCGGUAUUUACACCGGAUAUCGAAAGAUCCCCCUCCGAUUUCCGAUCUCCACCUUCACGAGCUAGCUCUCGCCCAGCGCUGUCACGACGGGGCAGUGCUACGGGUUCACUUACAGGCAGCCUUUCUCCAAAAUCCCCAGGUGCAGACUCAGAAAGUAGAUACAGGAGCCUCUUGGACGAGUUUCCCCGGCCAUCAGAAGAGUCCCGGAAGUCUUCACAAUCUGCACGGCCUACGAUACAAGAUUUGGAACGGGCAGCAGGAAUCACUCCCAAGGUCAAGCUGGGUCCACGCCCAUCAAUCGAUCAGACUGGAAAACCCCGCACUAGCAGAAGUUCACGGAACGGGGAACAACGACCGGUUGCCGCUCUGCCAGCUGGUAUACGUCCAUCCUCGUUGCGAAAACAAAAGACUGAUACUCCUAGACCGCUUUCCCAAGGAAGCGCUUUUGCGACCAUGCCUGCCAGUCGGGCCCCUCCAAUACCACUAUUAGUCCCUCCUCCGAGUAUUCCAAUUUCCCGCGCUCCAACAUCUCCUAGUGCUAGAUCGUUAAGCGCCUUGUCAACUUCGUCUGGUCUGACUCCUGAAAAAGAGCGCCUGAUGAAGGCGUUGCUACAGCGGCGAAAGGCCAUGGCGAAGCAGGCAGAUGAAAGAGCGAGGAAACAAUCAAUUGCAGAGGUAGAAGAAGAGCCUAAAGACGAACCCAAAGAAUCACCAGAUCUAUCUCAGUCUCGGUUUUCAGAAAACAAGGAAAAUAUCAACUCGGUACAGAUCCCAUUACCGGAUCCAGAGAAACCAACCCCAGAAAGGUCAGAGCUAGAAAAGCCAGAGCUAGAAAAGCCCCUGGACGAGGAGAUCACACCAGAGCAAACACCGGAGCUACCAGAGCCAACUGCGGAGGAAAUCGUGCCUGACUUGGAAGGUGCCUCGUCUUUGCUAAUCUCUGCCAGCACGUCUGAACCCGCCGACGAGAAUACAUUGGAGUCGGUUCAGUCGGAGACGCAGGUGAUACCCAAAGACAAAAUUUCCGAGGACGGAGGCUCCGCAAUCCCUGACCAAACAGAGGCUAAGAAUAGCCUAGUCCCACCUACUAGUGCCAAGUUUCCAGUCCCACUUACUAAGGAGUCGACAGAGAUCCCAGAACCAACUCCAGCACUCUUUGAAAUUCCAGUGGCGAGCGAGCUAUUGGAGACUCCGCCCACGGAAGCCAUUGUGGAACGAUCCCCUGAGCCCACUACUAUCCCUACUCCCCUUGUCGUCACUCCGCCUGAAGAAAUCCCCUCACCCGUUUCGAUUUCCAUUGACCCUGUCCCCUUAAAUGAAACUGCCUCUCCCGCGGAAUCGCCUAUUCAAUCGCAUACCCAAUCGCAUAUCGGGAAAUCGGAUAAUCUUCCUCUAGAUCAGAGACGCAACGUUCGCGUGAGCCCCAUUGUGAUUACGGACUACUCGGAUGACGACAACCUGUCGGACGAUUCGUUGAUGGAGGAACUGAGCUCUGCUACCCUGCAGGAGGCCCGGCCGGUCACCGUCAAGUCUCCUACUACCACUGAUUGGAGGGGCUCAACCCGCGCUUUCUCGGGUCCGCAGGGACGUCCCUCUACAGCAAAUGCUGUUACGGUGGGCCGAUCUAUCUCUGGCUCGUAUACUAGCAAUGACUCCCCAGCUCCGGUGCUCGUAGCCAAGAAGAUCAAUGUCUCCUCUGGUAUCUCGAGCCGCAUCAAAGCUCUCGAAAAGUUCCAGAGUCGAGAGGGCACUCCCAGUGUCGUAGGCCACAACGCAACUGGGCUUUCUACUUCUUCCUCUUUUGAGAGCCUUCGAAAGCGUGCCUCGAUCUCUUUACACAAUGACAACCUGGAAGCCAGCCCUCCAGGGGCAAAACAAGCCUCCUAUUCCCCCGAAAGUUUCACCCGUGCGCCAAGCGUUAAAGGAGGCUACCGCCCCACUUCUAGCACCAAUCGCCGUACUAACUCAAUAUCUGUUCCCGCUCGCAUUGUGCGUGAUGCAGAUGCGUCUCUCGAGACGUCAGAGUCUGAUGUUCAUCUCCAAGCCAGUCCCCUGACUGCGGAGGAUAGGGUACACGAGGACGUUCCAUCGCAGCCCCUGACAGUUGAUACUAUCGGAGUAGACCGAAGCCUGUCUAUUUCACCCGCUGGAUCAAGCCGACGAAGCUCAGCGGCAUCCCCACCUGGAAGUCGGCCGUCGUUGUCUGCUUCCCCUCGCUCCAAGACAGAUGAGAGUCUUCCCAAAUCUCCAGCUGACGAAAGGACCGAGUCCGGUACCUCGCGUACACUCCGUCGCAUGUCUUCAAAAAGCAUCAUUGAAGAUCUGAGCUCACAUGUAAAGGAGCAAUCUACCAACGUCACAGUGGGUGACGAGUCGGUUAUCAUCUUACCAUCACCUUCCAGCCAGCAUCUAUCAGAGCCCGUUGAUCUGGGCGAAGUCAACGUCCAGUUUCCAGAUACCCUCCUGUGGAAACGUCGGGCUAUGCGAGUCGAUGAGAGCGGAUAUGUUGUGCUCACUCCUAGCACCCAAGACUCCAGUGCUCGCAACAUGGCUAAGCGAUACCACCUUUCCGAGUUCCGAACCCCUUGUCUCCCCGAUGAGGACAUGCAGGAACUGCCCAACAGCAUUCUGCUAGACUUUUUGGACGGUAGCACUCUUCAGUGUGCAUGUGAAUCACGACAGGGACAAACCUCGACUCUUAAAGCCCUCAUCGACGCUCACCGAGCUUAUCAAUCAUGA